Porites lobata is the source of this 11900-nucleotide messenger RNA. The record is from the annotation of a GenBank genome assembly. NCBI's taxonomy places the organism in Eukaryota, Metazoa, Cnidaria, Anthozoa, Scleractinia, Poritidae.
GACUUAUUCUUAAUCCCAAACUGGGUGUCUUUUUCAAUGGAAGAUACAGAGCCAAUGGAUGUUGAUGACUCCUCUCCUCAGGGUGCCAAAGAAGAUCCUAAUGUCUGCAAUGCCAUCAACAGGUAAAAGCAUGCAUUUGUUGAAACCUGCAGUAAUGUAUGUAACUCAAGACCUUUAGGCUCUAAUUAAUGAGUAAAGCACACACUGGGUUGGGCUUACAAGUAAUAAUUGUGUUUUUCCAGUGAAAUGUUUUGGUCUUGGUUUUCAUGGCAACCAUAAGUUCUGUCCCCUAGGAGAGGGCCAUGCAGCCAUGACACAAACAAAUCUGGUUGAGUUCUCUUGAACAGUAUUCUACAUUAUGUAGAUUUGUAUUAUUAGUAACUGAUUAUUUUAUUAUUGAAUGUUGCUUAUCUGUAAAGUUACAUAAGUCGUAUAGAAAAUUUCACAAUUUUUCAUAAAGAAUAAUGCAUGCCAAUUGUCAUUGGUUUACUAUUACAGCUCUUGAAAUACUUUUAAAAUUAUCAAGAAAAACAUUCAGCUAUGUUUUAAGUUAUGCUUUUGAGUGGAUUUAAUUUCAUAUAAUAAGAUACCAUUUUCUUCAAAAACUAAGGCAGUAGCCUCAUGCAGUCACAGACUGCCUUUUAUUGUUGUUGUCUCUUAACCUUAAAAUACCUCUCAGAUAUUCAGGUGGAUAUACAAUGUUUAUUGUUUUAAACACAAUAAUUAACUUAACUUAAACUUAACUGGGCUUACCAGUGUAUUAAAUAAUCUUGUGUCUACCCAACAAAGUCUUUUGGUCUUGAAGAGUCUUUUAGUUUGAUUCACAUUGUACUAAAUAAUAUAGUGUACCAAAAUUAAUUUUUACUUGCUCUUCAGGAAAUUUCUUGAGAAUGUGCAAUGCUGCACAACAACGCUCAAAACACAAGAUGUUGAAACUGUUCUGAAGCCUAUAAACGGGGUUCUCAACUCAGGAGGUGGCAUUGUAGAAAUUAACAUCGAUGGGUUCUCAAAGGUAACACCUGAAGACCUAAACAAGCAUCUAGAUACCUUUUGGUCAGCAUUACAGCCAAAACUGAAUCUAAUGGUCCAGCCAUCAACAUAUGCUGAUAUCUUUGAUCUAAAACGUGAGAAAGACACAAUUCGUCUCUUCAUCAGAGCAACAGAGCAUUUUUGCACAGUGGACUACAAUUUGUAUUUACCUGGUGAUGCAGGACUGUUGCUACCCCUGAAGCAAAAAGUGGUCGAUUUAUUGUCUGAGAGAGAUUCAUCUAAGAAAACAGAUAGUCCUCAGGUUCCUUUAACAGACGUUAUUUCUUUGGUUCCUGGCCAAUUCAUGUACAAGGAGGUACUGAAUUUUCAUGAAUCCAAACAAGUGCAGCUGAAAUACUACACAUCGAAAAAUGAACUCUUUCACAGCAAUAACCGGAAGGCUCAAGAUGAGAUUGCAAAACACAUCUCUUCCUUUGGAAAUGGAAUUGGAGGCGUAAUUCUCAUUGGUAUUAAAAACAAUGGGGAGGUAUGUGGCCAAGGUAAGGAAACAGGUUCAAAAAAAAAGUUGGAGAGUGAAUUCAAUGAGAUGUUCAAAGAGAUGAGUAAGACGUGGAGCUUUACACCCACGCAGGGGAUACAUUGGGAUGUUAAGUUUGUUCCCGUCAUGGGUGCCGAAGAACCAAGGUCUGUGAUAGCGAUACUUAUAGCUGGCAUGCAGAACCUGGGUGGCAUUUUCACAAAAUGCCCAAAGAGCUUUGAGCUGCAGGAUGAUUCUGGAAGUGGUGGAGCAGAGAAGGUUGUCCUCCUUAAUUUUAGUCAGUGGAAGCAGAGAAUGCUCAAAGACAGAUGCAAAGGUGAAAGUAAAGGUGAGUACAUUCAGUUAAUAAUGGCCAUCACUGAUUAGCUUACCUAAGGUGAUAAGUAAUUUUCUCAAGGAUAAAAAGUGAUUGUUAGUAGUUCCAUUAGCCUGUUUGUGAGUGGCAUGCAUUUGAAGUGGAAGAGAGAAAGUGAAAGAAUGGGAGAAUUUGAUGGACAUGUACGGAGGCGAGAAAGGCUCCACAUGUGCUUAUCCAGGUUCUCAUGCACCUUGAUUCCCUCCACUUCAAAUUUGGUCCAACUCACACAUGUCCUCUAAUCCUGACCACCCCUCAACCUGCUGAUAACAUGGUAAUCUUCUGCAAGCACAAACCUUUUUCCAUCUUGUUGACAUUUUUGUUGAUAACAAUUGACAAUUUAUUGGCUGAUUAAAUAAUGCACUGGCUAGUAUACACUUUAUUAUGCCACAGUGUAAAUUCCAGAAAAUUGUUUUCUUCUUUCUUAUCGAAGAAGCGGAUUCUAGUCUGUGUUUGAAAAUUUUAAUCACAGUACACAGUUAAGAAGACAAAAAUCGACUGGCAGAGAUUCGAGAUAAGAGAAAACAAGUGAUCCCUUCAUCAAAUAUUAGCAAACAUACCUGCACCUGAUCAUCUUAACAAGCUCCUUGGCCAUUUGCAGUGUUUUUUUCAAAGACCAAUGAAAGAAAGAUAGAAGCGACUUCGAGCCAGACAUAAUGUCCAGUUUUUGAAAGACUCCAGGGUCACAUUAGCGAACGAAUUGACUGACUAAAUUUUUUCAACAUGGCACAUUUGCAUCUUAAUUUUGCUUUCAAUGUGUGCUGUUGUUUCGGUGAGCCAAUUAAAACUUUCAUUUUCUAACACCUGUCAAAUGACUGUCAAAUUGCUUGUCCUGCACUUGUUUCCGGUCCCUCAAACAGGAAGCCAUGAUAUUAAAAAUCAAAUAUGUGAUAGAUAAAGUCAAUAUGAUACUUCCAUGAAAGAUCCGAAUCAAUCAUUAUUCCCCAAUUUUUAGCAAAGUCCUUCAUCUCUAAUUUUUACUCAAGUAUUUGAAGUUGGAUUGAAUCUGAUCUUUAAUAUUUCUGGCAUAUAUGUAUUAUUUGGUUGGUACAUUGGUACACGUUUAAAAAGCUACAAUCUUGGACAAAAAUGUCUAGAAUAAUGGCCGUUGCCAUGUCUAGUUUCAAAAUAAAACUUUUUAAAAAACUAGCAAAAGAAAAGAACACACAAAGUUGAACUCUGGCUGGAUCAUUUCUCCCCCUGACUGAACAAUAUUGAUCAUUAGACAUGGUGGGGUGGGGGAAGGGUUCAUGGCGGUACCAAAUCUGAAGAAUGGGUGUCCUGUGGGUGGGUAAAACUGUUUUUCCAAGGUUGUAAAGUGGUCAAUUUCAGGAAUACAGUAAAACCCCACGACUAAGAUCCUGGAUUUUAAGAACUUGCUAGGCUAACGUUUGCCAGUUAGGCCUCCUCUACAAAAGAACUUGUUUAGGCCAACUUGGAAAAAUCCAGGUUCUUUGUGGUGGGGUUUUAUUGUAAUGAUUUAAAGCCUUAACUUAAAACUGCUACAUGAAGGGCUUGAAAACUGACUGAAAUUAACUUUUUUUGUAAGGUACCAGGGAAGCAAUGGAAAAAUUUCGAUUGGUAGAACUUUUAGAUGGACCUUUGCGGACUGUCCAAGGUUCUGUUGAAGAGAUUGUGAAAGCAUUCUUUCCAGGUAUUUUUCAGUAAACUGUUAGUAGAUCGUCCUUACCUCUUCCCAAAGUAAUGACACACACUGUUUAAUUAUAUAUAAUUUUUUUAUGCAUACUAGGCUAGUAUUUAAUUUUUAAAUCUGCAAAUUGUUUCGUAGGGACCUUCUUGACCGUUGCCUUGCUUGAGGUUGUUUCUUGGUUUUUGCAGGCUGGAUCAGAAACUUUGUAACUCAUAGUUUAACCUUUUUCUCUAUUUAUUAUCAAACAUCAGUCACAGCUUUCUGAUUGUAAACACCCAUCCAGUAUACAAUGCAAUAAGUUAUUGUACAUCGAAAGCUAAAACUAGGCAAGGUUGGGAAACUUCUACAUCUACACUUUAUUAAGUCGGUAAAAAUCGCGACAUAUCACACCAACUGUUUAAAAAACGAAAUUAUGCAAUAAUAAUAAAAUCUGAAUAAAACUAAUACAAUGGAAUAUUAAAAAUUAUUAACUAACUUAGGUUUAAAACUAUCUACGGGCCUUGUUUGGUAUGACUAUCAUUCAUUGCAUUGUUUUUAACACUACGACCUCCUUCGUUUGCAUUGUAUCGUAAAGUUUAGUUACAAAAGCCCUUAUUUUCUGUAAAGAAAGCUGUAGCAUGUUUUGAUAAUAUCAUACUCAGGGUUCUAUCCAGGGUAUUUGAGGGGUAGAAGCUUCUCCCCCGAAAUGCCCAGCUUCCCACCCAAAAAUAUUGUUAUCAUUACAGUAAAUAAGUAACUAUAUCGGAAAAAUCAUCCAAACGCGACAAGGUCAGUGCACACAUUGUAACAUUUCUCAAAAUUGUGUCUCAAAAUGCAGCAGGUUGUAUCUUAGCGCAUAUUCAUUUCCAAACAUUUCCGGGGGAGCACGCCCCCCCCCCACCCCUUAGGAAGAAAACUAUACAAAAACGUAAAAGAAAAUAGAUAACGUAAUGAAUCGAUUUAAGGGUUAAGUACCGAGUGCUAAACAAGAGAUAAUAUUCCAUGUAAUAUUCUAAGAAUUACUCAAAUCAUGAGGACCCUCUCCUUGAGUAACAAAUGUGCAGUUCGUCACAAUGAACAGAAUUCCUUUAUCACCACACAUGUUAAGUAAAUAGUCCGCUGUUUUGUAAUCAGUGUCUAGAAAGUCUGAUCAUUUUGGGCUCUGGGCCCCGCGUGCGUAUGUUAUUUUUCCUGUUAUUGAGAGAUGCGUGACUACAAAGGGAAAUGACAGAAAAAUAACACCCCCUAAACAACUUGUGUUGCACCGCAGCUAAUUGCGAUAUUAUGUUUUGUUUUGAAAUCAACCGUCCCUGUUGACUUGAGUUUAUUGAAUGUAUGUAGCUUGCAUAGCUGGUGCUUUUGUUGGGAAGGGGUGAUGGAGGGGCGUGAGUGCGAGAAUGGGACUCAGUCGCCUGACAAAACCGCGAAAGUCUGUAAAAAAAGGCAAGUGAAAACGAAGGGUAUAAGUUACUGUCAUUUUUUACAUCUUCCAUUCAUUCACAAUUUUUACAUAGACCAUAAUGCAUCUUGUUUACCCCCCGCCCCCUAAAUUUGCAUAACCAUUGUUUCCAAUUUCUCCUGGGUAUUACAGUCGUCCCAAGAGAAAUCGAAGAGAAUGGUUAUGCAAAUUUUGGGGGGUAAACAAGGUUCAUUAUGACGUAGGUGAAAAUGGUGAAUUCUACAAAUAGAUGUGCGCCAUCGUGACUUAAGAAGUGUCAUUUUUUGCAGGUACCCAGAGUAAACCCUCUUAAGGUCUCCUCAUGCUAACAGCAUUUGUGCGUAAGAUUGUAUCGUGGUUAACAAGGUUUGAUUGUGUCUUUGUCAUUUUUUAUUUAGUUGGGCCCGGAUGUCAAGUGGUACCUAAAGGGUUUGAAUCAAACCUCCCAGAAGAAGCAAAACAAGUGAUACGAAAAAUACGAGAACAAACCACGAACGGCCUUCUUGUAGCUUCCUCCUCAAUACUGUCUGCUGUCCAAAAAGAAGGGAAACGUAAAGAAGAUGGGGUUAUAUGUGACUUACUCCUCUUAAGUGAGUCGCUUGGACGGCUCCACCUUAUCUCCCUUGUCAGCAGUGAAUCACAAGAUCAGUUCUUCCCGUGCGCCCGUGCUACAGCCAAAGCUGUGAAGAAAUCCUUAGUGAGGAACGGCGGUUGCUAUGAAAAGUUUUACAUAACCUGCCAGGUGGUGCUUUGCAACAGAGUACGAACUGAGCCACUUGAUAUAUCGUCUCCAGACAGUCGAUAUCCUGAUGUGUAUCGUCGACGUUCAUCGCCCCAAGAGUUAGUGAAGAUCAACAAAAUCCUGCAGUCACUAGUAAUAGUUUUGGCGCAGUUUCCUUCUUUUCUUUCCAACAAGCAGGGGUUAAAAUUUCUUAACUUGCUGACAAAGGAACAGUUUGAGUUGCUUCACAAAGAGAUUGACGAACACAGAGAGCUAUGGAUUCAGGGUGUAGCUGGGACUGGAAAAACCGUGGUGGCUGUAGAGUUUAUCAGAAGGCUCCUCCGCCGUGACCCCAACCUUACAAACCAAAACAUACUGUACGUUUGUGAGAGACCUGCAAUGCUUCCCCAAAUAAGGUAUGUUUUUUUUCAAAUUCCAGGGUGAAGGGUUGGAUCACGUAGCCUCUUUACACCUCGCAUCCCCUUGCAGAGAUGGAAGGGAAUACGAUGACAACUGUCCUUCUGUUAAUUAACAUGAGGUCUGAGUUAACAUGGAAAUUUAUCUCUAGCCGGUUUCUUAAGGUGGCUCGAUACAGUUUUCCAGGGCCAAUACCUCCCAAGUUUGAACAUAAACUACGUCGCCAUAAACAAAGUUUUGAAAAAAUUGCCACCACAGUUGUAUUAGAUAAAGAUGAACAUUUGUUGUGAUCAGGGUUGCAACGGCAUCGGAGUUGUCAUAGCAACGAAAUGACGCUAUUACCUAUUUUACUUUCAGCAGUAUAUCACGGCACUAGGAACUGUUCUUUCAAAAUCGUUCUCGGGAGCUUUUUCCUCCAAUACCGGCCUCGAUAUUCGUGAAGUUUAAGCGAAAUCUGUAAGAGCGUUAUCGAGAUAUUUUGGGAUGAAGUUUUUAUGGUUAGAAACACAGUAAAAAAUGGACAAUAUUGUUGUUUGGCCGUUAUCUGUAAAAAAUGAAGAACUUUUGACAUGCAAUUUCACCUCAUAGUAGUUUCAAUCUUUUUAAAAACGUGUGUGAAAGAUCAUUUAGAUAGCUCUAACCGAUUGCUAGAAAGAAGGGUUUGAGUAGUAUGUAUCGAAGCGCUCUUGUUAGCGGUUUUGUAAACAUUUUGGUCUUCUUUAUCAAAUUAGCGAAUAAUUUUUAAACCGCUCGAUAGAUUUUUUAAAAAAUUUAAGAUUCUUGAGAUUAACCUUCCUUUUAUAUGACCUUUCAGUUUCAAGAUUAUUGAUAUAUUGUAAGGCAGUAAAAUAAGGGCUACAAUUCGCUAAUAUUUUGGCUGAAAUUUUGUGUUUACAAGUGUGAGCCUCUCAUUAUUCAAGGUAUUGUCUCCAAGUUUCAUACUUUCGUGCACAACAAUAGCUAGCAAUUUUGCAUAUGUCAAAUACAUUGUUAGUUACUGCUGUUCACGUGAAAAUGAAACUUGAAGACAAUGCGUUGAAUAAUGAGAGGCUUUCUCUUGUAAUGACGAGACUUCCAAUAAAAACGUAGCGAAUUGUAGCCGUUAUUUUACUGCCUUACAAUGUAUCAAUAAUCCUGAAACUAAAAGGUCAUAUAAAAGGAACGUUAGUCUCAAGAAUCUUAAAUUUUUUUAAAAAUCUAUCGAGCGGUUUAAAAAUUAUUCGCUAAUUUGAUAAAGAAGACCAAAAUGUCUACAAAACCGCUAACAAGAGCGCUUCGAUACAUACUAAUCAAACCCUUCUUUCUAGCAAUCGGUUGGAGCUAUCUAAAUGAUCUUUCACACAAGUUUUUAAAAAGAUUGAAACUACUAUGAGGUGAAAUUGCAUGUCAAAAGCUCUUCAUUUUUUACAGAUAACGGCCAAACAACAAUAUUGUCCAUUUUUUACUGUGUUUCUAACCAUAAAAACUUCAUCCCAAAAUAUCUCGAUAACGCUCUUACAGAUUUCGCUUCAACUUCACAAACAUCGAGGCCGCUAUUGGAGGAAAAAGCUCUCGUGAACGAUUUUGGAAGAACAGUUCCUAGUGCUGAGAUAUACUGCUGCAAGUGAAAUAGGUAAUAGCGUCAUUUCGUUGCUAUGACAACUCCGAUGCCGUUGCAAUCCUGAUCAUAACAAAUUUUCAUCUUUAUUUAAUACAACUGUGGUGGCAAUUUUUCCAAAACUUUGUUUAUGGCGACGUAGUUUAUGCUCAAACUUGGGAGGUAUUGACCAUGAAAAACUGUAUCGAGCCACCUUAAGCAGUUUGGUAACUUUCUUUAUAGCUGCUAUUACGGACCUUGGUGUUUACACUCCUUUCCCUUUCACGAUAUGUAUUGUGAGUAGACCACAGUAACCAUUUACUGCACUCUUCGUCUAUCUCGUUUAUUCCACAGUCGGCUCGUGCGUUUAAUUCCUAAUAAAUCAUGAACAAUAAAACUACUCCAACUGCGCGGUCGGCCGCUUCGCGGCCAAACAAGGCGCGCUCCGCUUGCCAAGAGGUCGACUUGUAGCAACUCUACUCGGUAAUUAAACUCAAUCGAACGUUCUGUGCGGUCACUCGGAUUAUACUAGUGACUCUCUUUUAGCAUGUACAAACGACGGAGAAUUAUAUUGUACGUGAAACCUAAAAAGAACAUAUUUUUGAAAAAUAACUAAUGUGACGACGUGACCCGCGUGGUCUACUUUAACGUGAACGAGACAUGUUUCGCCGGUAAACAUUUGAAUUGGCGCAUCAUAGGUUUAAAUUAGCCUCAUUCAAAGAAAAGAGUAUUGAAUACUAACACCCCAUAAAAUCAAAGGCAAAUGUAAUCACAUGACAAAUACGAACCUUCAAUAAGUUGCUGCCUUCAGUCGUUUAAGCUGAGGUGCAAGAUUAUUUUUUUCCCAUUUUCAGGAAUCUUCUUUCGGAAACAGCACACUUGCUGUUAAGAAUUUUUCUUUGGAGUUUGAACUGCUAACUUCUAAUACUUGCGAUGAAUAUUUCACUGUGGCGAAAUAAAUCAGGUCACGAUGCUUGAAGCUGUUUAUAAAUAAAAGGCAGUCUGUGACUGCAUGUGGCUACUGGUCUAGUUUUGUAGAAUAUAUUGCAGUAUAAAAUGCGAAAAAUGUAGAGGGGGAAAUGAGCAGGUGUAGUGAAUAAAUUCUCACGAUACCCGCAUCUUUGCACGCGCUAAAGCACUGAUGGGAAAAAAGCAAUGUCUCGUGGUUUCUUGAAAUGACUUUUAUUACAUUUGAUGUUAUCUUGAUUAUAAUUAAGAAGCAAUGGUAACAGGAUGAACAAGAACAAUUUAUUUAGAUUAUUUACAAAAAUUCAACUUGGAAAGAUUCUGAUCAAAUAUUUCAUUAAUAUUAAUAUUCUGAUAUUAACUUUGAAUAAAUAUUGAUAUUAACUCGAGUAUACUGCUGUAACAUCAGCACUAACAAAACUUGAACUUGGAAAGAUAAAACAAUUGUCUUUAAAGUUCUGAUCAAAUAUUGCAUUAAUAUAAGUUGUGAUAUUAACUUGAAUAUAACAUAACAAUAACAUGAAGUGAGCCAAAUGGUCUAAUGACAUCAGUUAAGCUGAGGUGGAUGGCAAAAACUGGGAAAUUACUCUUGUGCUUUGAUCUAAAAUCAUCUUUUGUUUUCCAGCAUUAAAGAAAAGCUUUGGCAAAUCUGCAGAAGUGAUUUUAGAUAAGCUUGUUUCACAUUUGAUGUUGGACAUGAAGCUUUGGAUGGCAUCAUUGAAGGCUGUAUAAUUGACCAGCUUUUCAUUAAAACCUUCUUAUAAUGAUAAACAGUUUAAAUGGAGGUUUCGCUGUACGCAACCCUUACGUUCAAAAUAUGCCAUAAUCAUAUUUAUCUACAUCGCAACCACCCUUCCCCCUCAACUGCUACCUGUAGGCCUAAAAAACAUAUCGAACGCACUCACUUAAGCUCCGAUUACUCCUAGUACCCUACCUUGAAGCAGGUGAAACAGAACUUAUAAACUAUGAAAUUCGCGAUUGCCGAAUUAUGUCAGAAGUGGCUUAAAGCAGCACCCACACCCACACUAAAAUAUGAACCAUUAAACAGCUGCAUCACUGUACAAAAUACACAACGUUUGCUGCUGUAAUAAAAGACGAACAAAUUGUGAAGAAUCAACAUGGCGGUCUCAAAAUGCCCGAGUUUGACCUUUAGCAAUGUCAUGUUCAUUUAGAUGCCAAAAUCUCAUUGGUUCCUAAGCAUCAACUCAUAGUACCCUCAACCUUAUUGGCCCCUGCACCAAUCAUCAAAAUAGCUCAAAAAACGGCUCGCAGAUUACGAGUCUCACUGCUUACGCAAGCGAGACUAAAUAUAAUGCGAGACUUGUAAGUUGUUACCAGUCGUGCUUGUAUACGAUCUGAGCCCUUCUUCUUUUUUAGAAGGCCCUUCUAAAAGUCUUCUUAAUCAGUACAAGUACUGUAAGAGUUAAUAGACAGUUUUAGAUCCGAGUUUACCGCGAACCUCUAACCGCUGGAGGUCACAUGACAAGUCUUUCGCGUUACGUUUGAGGUUUACGACGUGCGUUUUCAACGUGGGGAGAUAGGUUUUCACGUAUGCCAUUUACCUGAAAGCUUUUAGCGUAUAAUUGUUGUUUUAUCCCACGUAAUGAUACAAAAAUCUUGAGGAGCAAGUCUUUAUCCAUUAACAGAGGCACAAAUUCGGGCGAAAUGCUAAAUUUGAUAAAUCCUAUUGGAUCUUGAAAACAAGUGUCAUUCAUGGCUGCUGAUUCAAAAUGGCGGCCGUAAAAUUGCAAGAAGAAUUAAUGUAAGAAUUUACAUCUUUUUGCUGCGAGAUAACCCAGUGUUACCGUAAAUUUCUUUUAUUUUCACUGAUUGAUUUUUCUUCUAUUUCUAAAUGGAAAAAUAAACCAGAAUCCACUUCUUUAAUCCACUGAUUAUACUUACGAUGAUGCAGGAAUGUGACUGUCAAAAACGUGAUCCGUUCGUUGCACUAAUUAACAUCAAAGUGCUGUAGUGUAAGUUUAAGUGUUUUUACCGCGGAUUACACCGCAAGAAAAACCAACGGGACGUCAUCCGUGGUGAGUUGCAAGAACUGUGAUAACUCGAGUUGUUGGGGUAACUUUUGAUCAAGGGAAACAGAAUUUAGUACGAGUUAACGGGGAAGGUCGAGGUUUUCGAGUUACCGCCGGGGUUGCACGAUACUGAGCCGCAUGCUUCGACUGCGACAAGUCUAGCUAAGUCUUGUUGCCCUUAAGGAACUACAUUAUAACAUUUUUCUCAAUACAAUGUGCCUGUUCUUUCUCGCUAUUUAUAGGAAACUUAAGAUAUGCGAGUGCCGUACCCGAAAAGCCUUUAUGGAGGAGAGGUUUUCUCAAAUCAGGCACGUAAUCCUGGACGAGGUACAUAAUUUUCAAGCUAAAGAUGGAGAUUGGCUUGGAAAAGCUAGAACGCUCGUCAAACAACAUCUUGAACGUGAAUCCAGUGAUGAUGACUACACCUCUGACAAUGAAAAAGUGUCGGAGUCUUGCAGCGAAUCCGAAACUGAACAGGACAACUCUGAUACAAACUCUGUCGCUGGACCGGAUUCAGAGUACAGCAUUUGGCAAAAUGAUGGCCCAGGCUAUCUGUGGUGUUUCAUGGACAAAGGACAAAGCAUUUCAAAGAAGUCUGAAACAGGCAUACCAAAACGUCUUCGCCAGACGUUUCUUCUGAGGAAAGUGAUAAGGAACUCCAAGAGGAUCUUCGAACACGCCGAAAAAUUCCUUGAUGGGCGAACUUGGCCUGGAGCCGAAAUGCCUAGACACAGACUACUGAAGAAGCUUGCGAAGGAUGAUCCGCUGAUGUAUAGAGAACUACUCCAAAAACAAGAACGAAGAAUGGACGUUCGGAAGGUGACAAUAGGCCACGAUUUCGACGGAGAACAAAGUGAGGUAGAGUAUUCAAAAGGAGAACGAAUUCCUUGUUUGAUUGGAGUACUUGAGUCGCUGCUAAAAGAAGGGUACAGUAAAGGCGAUAUCGCUGUUUUGUGUUUAACUGAACCCCUAGAAGGCAGUGAACUUGAACAGUUGCAAGAGUUCACUUUAACCGUGAAUGCUGAAAGAAAUGAUGAUGACAAUAUUGUUCUCAGCACCGUGACGGAGUAUGGUGGUUUGGAACGGCCCAUCGUCCUUAUCGUUCGCGAAUCGUUCGACUAUACCAACAAAGAUGUGUUGCCUAAACGGGUAAAUUAUUGUGCUUUCACUCGUGGAAUGGUUAGACUUAUUAUUCUGAAGGAAAAAUCAAGGGGGCAAAAAAGAAAAGAAAGCAAUUAA